AUGCUUGACCCGUCUAUUUCUGGAACUGUUACUGGAAAACGAAUACGAAAGUCGGCGGUGUCCCGCCAUAGACAAGUUGCUGAAUCAGGCAAAUCUGGUGGUCUUUCCAAGCAUGAACUUGCCCGGCAAAUGUCUCAUUCCACAUCGACCGCUGAAGGACAUUACGCCAUGAGAGAUGCAGUAAAAGGUCGUGCAAAAGUAUCAAAUUUUCUACGAUAUGUCGCCACAACUACCCCUGAAAAAGGUGUUGAAAAACAUCCAGGAGAAAAUGACCCAAAAUUUAUUGAACAAAGCCCUGAAAAAAGUCCGGAAGACAGUCAUUCGAGUCCAGAAAAAAGUCCGGAAAAAGUGGAGGGAAGAAGUCCUGAAAAAAAAAAACGUUUGAUGCAACAACAAUGGAGGCCUGUUAAACGUGCGAAAAUAUCGCCGAAGAAACCUUUGCGAAGUGUGCGAAUGCAACUGGCAUGUAAGUCUUGA
Molecule: messenger RNA, 477 nt
Organism: Dendronephthya gigantea
Lineage: Eukaryota; Metazoa; Cnidaria; Anthozoa; Malacalcyonacea; Nephtheidae
Exons: 3
Coding region: 1-477 (158 amino acids)
Source: RefSeq, a predicted model, not a curated record